CUGGCCGCAGACACCAGCUUUUCCCUCAAGUCCAAGUGGAUAGAGAAGCUGACCUGCUCAUGGACUGCAUUAAAAGCCGGACCUUUUCCGGGUAAAUCCUGGAGAGAGAAGAGCUCAGAUCGGGGCGGCCCCACCCGGCAGCCAGCGUUGACCUGGGCCUCCCCACAGCUCGGCACCAUGGGCUCCUCCACCCUGGGGAAGGCGGCCUCUCUGGACGCCCUCUUGGAGGAGUGCGUUAGCGCUUUCGACGACGGCGGGGAGCUUCACGCCGACCGGCUCCCUCGGACCCUGCUCCUGAUGCACCGCUGGUACCUCAGCUCCUCCGAGCUGGCCGGAAAGCUGCUGACCACGUAUCGAGACUGCAGAGGAGACGGCGCCCAGAGGACCCGGCUAAAGAUCUGUUACCUGAUGAGGUACUGGAUAGUGACAUUUCCUGCCGAGUUCAACCUGGAUUUGGGACUGAUCAGGAUUACCGAGGAGUUCAGGGAGGUGGCGGCUCAGCUCGGCUGCGAGGAGCAUUUCAAGCUCAUCGACAUCUCCGCCAUCCCCUCCUACGACUGGAUGAGGCAGCUGACCCAGCGGAGGAAGCAGGUGAAGAAGGGCAAGGCCUCGCUGCUGUUCGACCACCUGGAGCCCAUGGAGCUGGCCGAGCACCUCACCUUCCUGGAGUUCAAGUCCAUCCGAAGGAUAUCGUUCACCGACUACCAGAGCUACGUGAUCCACGGCUGUCUGGUGGACAACCCCACUCUGGAGCGCUCCAUCGCCUUGUUCAACGGCGUCUCCCAGUGGGUCCAGCUGAUGGUGCUCAGCAAGCUCACUCCUCAGACCCGAGCAGAGGUCAUCUCCAAAUACAUCCACGUGGCUCAGAAACUGCUGCUCCUCCAGAACUUCAACACUCUGAUGGCGGUGGUGGGGGGGCUGAGCCACAGCGCCAUAUCCCGCCUGAAGGACACCCACGCCUACCUGGCCCCAGAGGUUGUGAAGAUGUGGAACGAGAUGACCGACCUGGUCUCCUCCAACAACAACUACUCCUGCUAUCGAAAGGCUUUCGGCGAGUGCCAGGGCUUUAAGAUCCCCAUCCUGGGCGUGCACCUGAAGGACCUGAUCGCGGUGCACGUGGUCUUCCCGGACUGGAUUGGUGACAGCAACGAGGUGAACAUGGUGAAGAUGCACCAGCUGUACGUGACGUUCAACGAGCUGGUGUCCCUGCAAAGCGCUGCUGCCCAGGUGGAGCCCAACAUGGACCUCAUCCACCUGCUGACGCUAUCCUUGGACCUCUAUUACUCAGAGGAUGAAAUCUAUGAGCUGUCCUUGCUGCGAGAACCACGUAACCCAAAAUCCCUUCCGACUUCUCCGACGACUCCCAACAAGCCCCUAGCCCCCCUGGACUGGGCCUCGGGGGUCACCACCAAACCGGACCCCUCUGUGGUCAACAAACACAUCCAGAAAGUGGUGGACUCUGUCUUCAGGAACUACGACCACGACCACGACGGCUACAUCUCCCAGGAGGACUUCGAGAGCGUGGCCGCAAACUUCCCCUUUCUGGACUCGUUCUGCGUGUUGGACAAAGACCAAGACGGGCUCAUCGGCAAGGACGAGAUGAUUGCCUAUUUUCUCCGGGCUAACCCGCUGCUCCAGUGUAAGAUGGGCCCGGGGUUCAGCCACAACUUCCAAGAGAUGACCUACCUGAAGCCCACCUUCUGCGAGCACUGCGCUGGAUUUCUUUGGGGAAUCAUCAAACAGGGCUACAAGUGCAAAGCUGACUUGAUCUUGACCGUGUGGGCCAGUAUGGCAGGACUAGAGGGCCCCUGUGCCACUGGGACCAGUAGGAUCUUCCCACCGGGGCGGUCUCUGGACUGUUUAAGGUCCCUCUUCACUACCUGGAGUUGCUCUGCUCGGUCCAGACCUCAGCAUGGACCUGCAUCCGCCUUCAGGCAGGAGCUCCGGGGGUAA
Menidia menidia (Atlantic silverside) is the source of this 1953-nucleotide messenger RNA. Lineage: Eukaryota; Metazoa; Chordata; Actinopteri; Atheriniformes; Atherinopsidae. The record is from the annotation of a GenBank genome assembly.